ACAUUUGGAUCCAUUUGACGUUAAAAUUGCGCCGUCACCGUAACAUCUGCUUGAAGACUACAGUGGAGCCGCGAACUGCGGUGUGAGACGCAAAGGUCAGCGGGAGGUCAUCCUUUUCAAGAUGGCUGCCGGGACUGAUCAUAGAGAGAUGGGCAGACCUGGUGAGACACCCUCGGAGAGUAAGGAGAGCAGUUUUAGGACAACUCCCAAGUCUUGCUUUACUGUUAGCCACACAGGAGAAAAUCCUGGGGAAAAUGCAUCAGCCCAACAACUAACAAAACACUCUGGUGAGAAACCCUACGUUUGUGGGGAGUGUGGGUACAGGACAGCUCGAAAGUUCAACUUAUCCCAACAUAUGAAAACCCAUACAGGAGAAAAACCCCACAUGUGUGGGGAGUGUGGGUACAGGACAGCUUACAAGUCUGACUUAUCCCGACAUAUGAGAACUCACACGAUAGACAAACCCCAUGAGUGUGACCAGUGUGACUAUUCUGCUGCACAGAAAAGUGACCUAGACCAACACAUUAUGGCUAAACACACUGGAAACAAACCCUACAUGUGUGGGGAGUGUGGAUACAGGGCAGCUUACAGGUCUCACUUAUCCCGGCAUAUGAGAACUCAUACAGGAGAAAAACCCUACAUGUGUGACCAGUGUGACUAUUCUACUGCACGGAAAAGCAAUUUGGCAACACAUCGAACAAAGCACUCUGGAGACAAACCCUACAUGUGUGGGGAGUGUGGGUACAGGACAACCCAAAAGUCUACCUUAUCCCAACAUAUGAGAACCCAUACAGGAGAAAAACCCUACAAGUGUGACCAGUGUGACUUUUCUACUGCAUACAAAAAAUCACUGGACAUACAUCUAACAAAGCACACAGGAGACAAACCCUACAUGUGUGGGGAGUGUGGAUACAGGACAGUUAAGAAGUAUAUCUUAUCCCAACAUAUGCGAACCCACAAAGGAGAAAAACCCUACAAAUGUGACCAGUGCGACUAUUCUGCAGCUCUGAAACAUAGUUUAGACAACCACCUAAGAAAACACACUGGAGACAAACCCUACAUGUGUGGGGAGUGUGGAUUCAGGACAGCUUACAAGCCUGGUCUAACCCAACAUAUGAAAACCCAUACGGGAGAAAAACCCUACAAGUGUGAUCAGUGUGACUAUUCUACAGCAAAGAAAGGCAAUUUGGCAACACAUCGAACAACUCACACUGGUGAGAAACCCUACAUGUGUGGGGAGUGUGGGUACAGGGCAGCCAACAAAUGUAACUUGUCCCUCCAUGUGAAAACCCAUGCUAUAGAAAAACCCUACAAAUGUGAUCACUGUGACUAUUCUACAGCAAAGAAGUCCACUUUUGACGAACAUCUCACAAAACACACUGGUGAGAAACCCUACAUGUGUGAGGAGUGUGGAUACAGGACUGGUUACAGAUCUAAUUUUUCCCAACAUAUGAGAACCCACACAGGAGAAAAACCCUACAAAUGUGACCAGUGUGACUUUUCUGCAGCACAGAAAAGUUACUUGAAAGACCACCGAACAACUCACACUGGUGAGAAACCCUAUAUGUGUGACAAGUGUGGGUACAGGGCAGCCAACAGAACUAGAUUAUGCCAACAUAUGAAAACCCAUGCAGCAGAAAAACCCUACAAAUGUGACCAGUGCGACUUUUCUACAGCUCAGAAACGUAGUUUGGACAUUCAUCUAACAAAGCACAGUGGAAACAAACCCUACAUGUGUGACAAGUGUGGGUACAGGGCAGCUGUUAAGUUUAUCUUAUCCCAACAUAUGAAAACUCACACAGGAGACAAACCCUACAUGUGUGGGGAGUGUGGGUACAGGACAGCUUACAAGUCUCACCUAUCCGUACACAUGAGAACCCAUACAGGAGAAAAACCCUACAAGUGUGACCAGUGUGACUAUUCUGCUGCAGGAAAAUCCCACUUGGACUCACAUCUAAGAAGCCACACUGGUGAGAAACCCUACACGUGUGGGGAGUGUGGGUACAAGACAACCGAUAAGUCUAACUUAUCACGACAUAUGAGGAGAAAACAUGCAGGUAAAAAAGCUUAACAAAUGUACCUUUGUCCCUCAGACCAGUUGCGGAAAGAUCCAUUAAAAAUUCUGUUUGCUGUGCGAUGAUUUGAGUUAAGAGACUCUUUUUUACACAACCAAGUCUUUUAUUCAGCCAACAUUUCGGUGACCGUCUGUCACCUUCCU
Branchiostoma belcheri (Belcher's lancelet) is the source of this 2218-nucleotide messenger RNA. RefSeq names its product gastrula zinc finger protein XlCGF57.1-like. The transcript is spliced from 2 exons. NCBI's taxonomy places the organism in Eukaryota, Metazoa, Chordata, Leptocardii, Amphioxiformes, Branchiostomatidae. The coding region runs from base 122 to 2071 and encodes 649 amino acids. Gene Ontology annotation, molecular function: RNA polymerase II transcription regulatory region sequence-specific DNA binding; DNA-binding transcription factor activity, RNA polymerase II-specific. The record is from RefSeq and is a predicted model, not a curated record. Gene Ontology annotation, biological process: regulation of transcription by RNA polymerase II. Gene Ontology annotation, cellular component: nucleus.